This is a messenger RNA of Anguilla rostrata (American eel), 5660 nucleotides long. RefSeq names its product PDZ and LIM domain protein 5-like. Gene Ontology annotation, molecular function: muscle alpha-actinin binding; actin binding. Gene Ontology annotation, cellular component: filamentous actin; adherens junction; stress fiber. Gene Ontology annotation, biological process: muscle structure development; actin cytoskeleton organization; heart development. Lineage: Eukaryota; Metazoa; Chordata; Actinopteri; Anguilliformes; Anguillidae. The record is from RefSeq and is a predicted model, not a curated record.
GGAAUUUACCUCCACCCACGGGGAAGCGAGACGAGCGGAGUUCGAAGCGGAAGUCAAACUGGUGCGAGAACUCUGUGAUCAGCGACACGGGCGGCCGUAUUGCACUCGCGCUGAAAGUAGCUGGAGGAACUGAGACAGACCCACGCUGCCGACAAAGAGGUCGUAUUUGCGAGCGUCGGACCGAGCGAGCCCCUUGACCGCGGACACACACACGCACACCUGCAGGAACCCGUCAGAGCAGAGUAACCCGACCCAGCGCCAGCAGCACCAUGAGCGGCCAUUACAGCGUCUCCCUGCCAGGCCCCGCCCCCUGGGGCUUCAGACUGCAGGGGGGGAAGGACUUCAACAUGCCCCUCACCAUCUCCAGGCUGACAGACGGGGGCAAGGCGGCCAAGGCCAGCAUCGCCGUGGGCGACCUGGUGCUGUCCAUCGACGGCAUCGCCACCGAGGGGAUGAACCACCUGGAGGCCCAGAACAAAAUCAAGGCCUGCGCCGGCAACCUGGAGCUCUCCUUGCAGAAAGCUUCAAGCGUGCCAAAAGUUACUGAGGUGGUCAAGGACCUGCCCCCGGAGAUCAUAAAGCCGGUGCCCAUCACCCAGCUGCCCCCGCCCACCGCCCCCGCCCCCGCCAGCACCGGCCCCAGCCCCGCCUACAACAAAACCGCCCGCCCCUUCGGGGUGCGCAGCGGCGGUGGCGCCCCCCCCACCGCCCCCAAAGUGGCGUCCAUCCCCUCCGCCUCCUCUGCCUUCACCCCCGCCGCCCCCGCUCACCCGCCCCCUCCCCAGCCCCCCUUCCCCCUGGCCAGCUCUUCCUCCUCCCCUUCCCCUUCCUCCUCCUCCGCCUCCUCCUCCUCUCCCGGGAGAGUGACGGCCCCCCCCUCUGUCCCCCCCGCCCCCCCGCCGUCCGCCGUGCCCCAGCCCUCUGUCUAUAACACGCCCAUCCAGCUCUACUCCAAUGAGAACGCCUGCGAGGUGGCCAUGGGCCAGAGGCGGGGCCUGCUGGAGAACCAGGGUGGAGCCGUGCAGCAGAAUGGGGUGCCCAGGAGGCCCAUCGUGGAGACGGACAUCCACUUCUACCACGUGCCGUCCCACGGGGACGCCAGCAAGAAGCGUCUGAUGGAGGACACGGAGGACUGGCACCCCCGCACGGGCACGUCCCAGUCCCGCUCCUUCCGCAUCCUGGCACAGAUGACGGGCACGGGCGAGGGGCAGCCGGAAGGACUGGACAGCGAAGGCGGGAAAAAACAGCCCCAGACAGUCAGUGGACAGGUCAGCCCGCCUGUACGAAAGGGCGCGCCCUCAGAGCUGAGCUCGGGUGCGGCGCCGGUUCAGCUGUCCAAUGGCGUGGAAGAGGAAUCCGCCGCGACGCCACGGACUCGUCACGCGGUCGGCACGCAGACCGACGCCCAGCUCGAGGAGACGCAACUCGGCAGCCUGCUGUUAGUAGACUCCACCCCCGAUUCAGGACAGCCAGCAGGCCCCGCCCCUUCCCUACAGUCCACAGACUCCGCCCCUUCCCUACAGACCACAGGCUCCUCCCCUUCCCUACAGUCCACUAGCUCUGCCCCUUCCCUACAGUCCACAGGCCCUGCCCCUGCCCUACAGACCACAGGCUCCUCCCCUUUUCCAUUGCAGACAACUGAUCCUGCUCCAGCACUGACGCAUGGCAUCAUUUCCGAUGCCCCUCCCACUCAGCCACACGCCCCUCCUCCAGUUACUGAAAGUCUGGCAGUGCAGGCGUCCCGUCUGUCGGCUGUCCCCACUGAACUGUGUCCUGCCUCUGCUGCAAGGCUGAUCCUGUCUCCUGCACCCCUGAGAAAGGCCGUUUUGCGGAACCCACUGGAGUUCCUGCCCCGCGGGGCACCAUGCCCACCCCCCCUCACCCCCAGCGCCCCCCCUCAGAGGGCAGCGGGCAUCGUGUCCACUGUAGCCCGCUCCCAGGCCAGACGGCCGGAAGGGGCGGUCUCUCCGUCCCUAUUGGACGCCCUCCUCAUCUCCCCCGUGUUCCGAGCCCCGCCCCUUAGACUCAGGAAGAAAAAGCGUCGGACGAAGAGCGCCCUCCAUCUGCAGAAGAUGAAGAGUGUCUCCUGGCACCAGUCAGUCACUGAUCUCAGUGACCCGUCCCUCUCCUCUCCUGUAAGUGCUGUCUAUAUCCUUAGUGACCUCACAGAGGAGCCCAGCUCUCCGGCCGCGAAGACCAUGACCAAAGCUCCGACCGGCGGCCUGAGGAACACUAACUCCGCCCCCGCCACCACCUACAAGCCCCCCACGGCCCUGGGCGCGGUGUUCCCCAAGCCGGGCGCUCAGAUCGGACACGUCGCCCCCGCUUUCGGGUCGGUGACCAACAGCUCCCCGAAGGUCCCGGUCCCGGCGCCGGACCGCCCCGCCCCGCGGCCGCACCCCAAAGACGAGGACUCCCUGGUGCAGCGGGCGGAGCACAUGCCGGCUGGGACGCGCACGCCCAUGUGCGGCCACUGCAACAUGGCCAUCAGGGGUCCCUUCCUGGUGGCCAUGGGGAAGUCCUGGCACCCCGAGGAGUUCACCUGCGCCCACUGCCACGGCUCCCUGGCGGACGUGGGCUUCGUGGAGGAGCGGGGCGCCGUGUACUGCGAGCACUGCUACGAGGAGUUCUUCGCCCCGACCUGCGGGCGCUGCCAGCACAAGAUCCUGGGGGAAGUGAUCAAUGCCCUGAAGCAGACCUGGCACAUGAGCUGCUUCCUGUGCGUGUCCUGUCAGAAGCCAAUCGGAAACAGCACCUUCCACCUGGAGGACGGCGAGCCGUACUGCGAGAGAGACUAUUACACCCUGUUCGGCACCAGCUGCCGGGGCUGCGACUUCCCCAUCGAGGCCGGGGACAAGUUCCUGGAGGCCCUGGGGGCCACCUGGCACGACACCUGCUUUGUGUGUACGGUGUGCUGUGCCAGUCUGGAGGGCCAGGCCUUCUUCUCCAAAAACGGCAAGCCACUGUGCAAGAAGCACGCCCACACCGUCAAAAUCUGAGCCCCGCCCCCCCAACCCCCCAACCCCCGCCCCCCCGAGGAAGGAGAGAGGACUGACGGAGGAGGAGGGAAGAGAACCUUGUCAAUCAGCUGUUGAUAUUGUGAUUUUUUGAAUGAUCGAGCCCUUUUAUCCCUUGGACUUUCUUUAGCACAUAUUUUAUGUUUUAUGGGGGGUUUGCUCUCUUUUUUUCCUUGCUCUUUUUUUUAAAGGAACGUUGCCGGUCUCAUUGGAGACCAGACAGCAGAACUCAGUUCUUAAGAUUUUCUUGUGAAAAAGCCAAAAUGAUUAAUUUAAAUGUCCUAAUUCCUAAAUACUUUUUUUUUUUUUUGCACAUUCAAAAGAACGGGAAUUAAAUAUUUAGUUGUACAUUUCUAAAAAGAAACAUAUUAAGUUUAUUUAGAACCCUAUUUUAUUUGCCCCAGACACUCACACAUUCAUGUUAUGUGUCAAUGAGUAUACAGUGUUGGAGGGUAGGGGGAGGGGGGGAUUUGAGCAUUAUUAAUCGGUUUUGAGUCUCGGACACCAUGUCAGGGAAAUACGAUGUCUGACCUGGGUCAGAACUGACCUGCAUAUAGCACAGUCCCAAACUCUCUACCAGAGAGCAUUUUAGAGUCACACCUCGUCUGUUUCUGCGCAAAAACGAUUUCGCUGUUUGCAAGGAAUCCUGAAAGGAGUGGUAAGGGAGUGAGGUUUUUGGGUACUGACCCUGAAAGGACUCUGUCCGUCACCCUGGGAACAUGAAAGAGGGAUAAAUGUGGAAAGUGUGUGAAAGAGGAGAGGUCGGGAGGAGUGGAGGGGUGUGUUUUCGUUGUUCUGUUAAACCGGUAACACUGUUUGAUUCAUGAAUGUUGUGAUGGAAUAUCUCACUACAGAAGCAAUGAACCUGAAUGACAUACAAAAAAAAACAGAAAUAAAUGGCAGAAUUAAUUUGAAAAAGUGGAAUUGUGUUAUUGUGGAUAUUGCUGCUUUGCUUUUAUUUGGUUUUAGUCUGACUGUCCCUAAAUCAUGCAAAUGAACUUCUAGCACUGUAGCACAAUACAGUUCAGGGAUCGGUGAAGAUUAGAUCUCCUGGCUUGGGCAUUUUAACAGAUAUAAACUGAUAGGUUUAAUUUUGUGUCUGUGUUGAAGAGAUAUCCAAGAUUACUACAUUUGUGAAAAAUAUGUUAUUGAGACAAAAAAAGAGACCUUAAUGUAAUGCAUUAUCUGGGGAUGUCAAAAUUUGAGAUGUGAAAUUAGUGUUUUCAUAAGUUAGGGUGAUCAUGUCUCGUCAUGACGACACGCUGUCUAGCCAGUACCUGACAGCACAGAGCUGCUAAGAGUUCACUUUCCUUACCGAGAAAAUUAGCACAAAACUGCGAUGUUAGGCAUGAGCAUCGUUAAGCUAUUUACAUUUUCUUUUCUGUUUUUCUUGGCUUUAAAUUCUGCUACGGUAACUGUUGUUUGCAAAGCAGUUUAGGAGACACUGAUAUCGCUGGUAUGGAAUGGGAUAAACAAAUAGCCAUAAUAGUAACGGAGCUGAGCUGUUCUUAACCUCCUGCGAUGCUGAUGGAGGGUGUGUAAAAUCUGUUAUCUGUAAUGGGCAGUUUACUCAAACACAACGCCUGACGUUUCUGAGUAUCUUGUGGGAGCUUUCGGAUGGUGCGUUGUGUAGUAGGUACUUUGAUAUAUAUAUUUCUGAACAGUGUUGUUUGGGGGUUCACAGGGUUUAAGCAUUGUAAUCAUGUUAUCCGUCUUAAGGCAACGUUGCAUGGAAACUCAUCUAUGCAGCUGCGAUGUAGAACAAAUUCAUCUUGAGUGUUCAGGCCUUUUGAUUGUGACCUUGAAUGUUUUUUUUUCUCACAAAAGAAGUGAUGGCGUAUAUUCGUUUUUAUUUUUUUUAUUUGUUCAACUUAAUGAAAAGAUAAUUCUUUGGAGAGCAAAUCGCAAGGUAUUACAUUGUAGAGCAGAUACGAGAUACCCUGAAGGAAAGCUUGUAUUAUUGAUGUGCAAACAGACGGGUACUUAUUGAAGAACAGGAGCAAAGAAGACAUUGUUUUUAAGGUUUGGGUUUUAGCCAAUGUCAUUUAAAUGUCAUGAAAAGUAACUGUCUACCAAUUCCUCCUGUGCUAGCUUGGCUCUUGAAGACACAAGCACUGAGGUAAAUGCCCACCUGUAUGUUCAUCGUUAAAUAUUUAUAAAUAUUUAUAAUAGUGCCAUAGGAAUGUUGAAAAGUAGUUGGCCACUUAAUAUGACAGGUCUAUGCAGACACUGCUGUGUUUGUGGUGUUAGGGCAUUCGAAUACCUCCAUACUUUGUGGCUUUUCCCCAGUGUUUUGUACACAAAAAGGACUUUGAAACAGCUAUGGAUGUUUGUGAAAAUGAUAUUGUGUGUGUGUGUGUGUGUGUGUGUGUGUGUGUGUACAUGCGUGAGUGUGAGAGAGAGAGACAGCUGUGGUGACCUUGCGCUCAGGUCCCAUUAGGCUUCUUUAUCACAGUCCCUACAUUGACUUUCUGCAUUGCAAUGGGCUCAUUUUUUUAUUUUUGUGAAUCUUUGUGAGGGAAAUAAAAUGACGUACAACGACCCCCUUCCCCCCACCCAUCUGUCCCGCGCACGUGUGUCUUAAAUGCCAGCCCCUUAUUUCUGUACAUGCAGUAACUAAUAAACUGGUUUACUUCACCAUGA